Messenger RNA from Cavenderia fasciculata, 837 nucleotides. RefSeq lists its product as uncharacterized. NCBI's taxonomy places the organism in Eukaryota, Evosea, Eumycetozoa, Acytosteliales, Cavenderiaceae. The transcript has 2 exons. The record is from RefSeq and is a predicted model, not a curated record. The coding region runs from base 1 to 837 and encodes 278 amino acids.
AUGGUGGUACCCUAUAUAGAAGAAACCGAUCUCACGCCAGCAGGCAUCUUCUAUUGCGGGCUAGAUAUCUACAUGUUUAGAUUCAAAUACAAGGAGCGCGACAUAUGGCUAUCUCCCGUCUCCCAGAUACAGACCUUUGUUCGAUCUCGAACAGACUAUGUCAAUAGAGUAGUCAUUAAAAAGACUAGUUUCCUCAGAUGGUAUAAUAAUGAUAGAACAGCUCAAUAUUUUAAAAUACUUUAUGGUGGAAAUGUUACAGUUGCAACAUUUAUAGAUUAUAGAUAUUAUAUUCAAGAAAAGUUGGAUCCUUCACAAGAAGGGUCUGCACAAUUUGCAGAGUUGAUAUGGACUCUGGUCAUUGGAAGUUGUUCUGCAACUUAUCCUGAAAUUGUUACAAAUGGUAGUAGUGAACUAUCUUUAUCUUCAUCUUCAUCAUCAAUCAUACAAAGAGUUGAUAAUAAUAAUUAUAAUCCAACUCCUCUUGAUAUUAAUAAUAAUAAUUAUAAUUAUAAUAAUAUAAUGUCAUCUCCAGAUACAUCUUCGUCGUCAUCAUCCUCAUUAUCAUCAUCAACAGCAACAAUGAUGAUUGAAAACAUACCAUUAAAUAUAAUUAAUUUAUCAAAUUCAACCGAUGAAAUGGAUAUCACAACCACCACCUCUUCUUCUACAACCAAUUCACACUCUUCUUCCUCUUCCUCUAAUAAUACAAGUACUGAAAAUGAUUCUAUAACAACAACAACAACAACAACAAAGAGAGAAGAGAAUUCAUUAAUAAUGUUGGCAUGCGCAGCUGACUUGGAUCCAAAUAAUAAUAAUAAUAUUCCAAAAAACAAAUAA